Messenger RNA from Dermochelys coriacea (leatherback sea turtle), 3801 nucleotides. RefSeq names its product RAB9B, member RAS oncogene family (gene RAB9B). The record is from RefSeq and is a predicted model, not a curated record. Gene Ontology annotation, cellular component: phagocytic vesicle; late endosome; lysosome. Bases 337 to 942 code for a protein of 201 amino acids. Gene Ontology annotation, molecular function: GTP binding; GTPase activity. The transcript has 4 exons. Lineage: Eukaryota; Metazoa; Chordata; Testudines; Dermochelyidae. Gene Ontology annotation, biological process: retrograde transport, endosome to Golgi; Rab protein signal transduction.
GUGGAGCGCGCGGCGCGUGCCCGGGAGGGGGCAAACCCGCCUGUGCCCGGCCGGAGGGCGCAUGCGCGCUGGCGGGCAGGGCGGGGUACGCAGCGGGGGGGUCGGCGGCUGCCCUUCCCCGGCUCAGAGUGGUUUGCAGCAACAUGUGCAGAACUGGGUAAAGUGCUCUUGAAGUCAAGGCGCUUUCGACAAGGGAUUUAGAGAGGAGGAACGGAGGGUUUCAGCUGUCAAUGUGAAUGUAAUGAUCACAAAAGGGGACAGCUUGACAAUCCUGGAGACAAAGUCCUUUAUCACUAGAAAAGGUUCUUACUCCUGCACCCCUCCUGUGCUGCUGCAAUGACUGGAAAGUCCCUGCUCUUAAAGGUCAUUCUCCUGGGGGACGGUGGAGUUGGAAAGAGCUCCCUCAUGAACCGUUAUGUCACCAACAAGUUUGACUCGCAGGCUUUCCACACCAUAGGGGUGGAGUUCUUAAACCGCGAUUUGGAAGUGGAUGGACGUUUUGUGACCCUCCAGAUUUGGGACACAGCAGGGCAGGAGCGUUUCAAAAGUCUGCGAACUCCCUUUUACAGAGGAGCGGACUGCUGCCUGCUGACCUUCAGUGUAGAUGACCGCCAGAGCUUCGAGAACCUGGGCAACUGGCAGAAGGAGUUUGUCUAUUAUGCAGAUGUGAAGGACCCUGGCCACUUUCCAUUUGUGGUCCUGGGCAACAAGAUAGACAAACUUGAGAGGCAGGUGAGCACCGAAGAGGCCCAAGCAUGGUGUUUGGAAAAUGGGAAUUACCCUUACCUGGAAACUAGUGCCAAGGAUGACACCAAUGUGGCAGUGGCCUUUGAGGAAGCUGUGCGGCAGGUACUGGCUUUGGAGGAGCAGCUGGAGCAUUGCAUGUUGGGGCAUACCAUUGACCUGCACAGCAGUUCCAAAUCAGGAUCUUCAUGUUGUUAGGAAUCACCUGGGGAUUGUACCCAAGGACUGAGUGUUUAAACAGAACAAGUGCAAAUGGCUCUUGGGCAUGCUGAGGUAUGCAGACAGAAAGGACAAUGGGUGGGGUCACUGGCUGUAGGAGUCACAGCCUUUCUAGCUGAAUAACAGUUGGAGUCUUUGGGUGUGAAGAAAAGGGUUUAGGGGAGAGAUCUAGUUAGGUGCAUUUGGAAGUAGUUCUCCCCCCCUCCCUUCCUUCUUUCUAACAGAUCUAAGGAUAGGGUUAAUCUGAGAGGGUUGCAAAUUAUGGUCUGUGCCAACAUCUAUCCACAAAAUGAGACUUGCGGAUUGCUAGCCAUUCCCCAAAUUAUUUCAUUAAUGAACUGAAAAGUAGUAAGCCCACCCUGCACCUCUUGACCGUACACUGCCAAAGUAAGGUUUGAUCAGUUUGCUGCAAAUAAUAAAACUAACCUUGAAUUGGCAUGAGGAUGCCAAGUACAGGAAUGACUGACAUAGUUCUGUUGCUUAGGUUAAUCUCCUGGUAUCCUGAUGUGCCCUAGUCUUUUUGACCCUCUCAAAAAAAGCUUGCUGUGUGGAAGAACGAUGCUGUGAGUGCAUCACACUGGAAAGUAACAAUGCUCAAUGAUUUGAAGAACAUGGUAUGAGGGAGUGGAGUAUGUUUGAAUGUUGCAGCCUUAAUUCUUGACAGCUGCUUGCCUUGAUCACUUUUCUUCCCAUAUCUAACUUUCUCCAUAUGAAUGUUACUUUCCUAGUGUGACUAGCCUCCUCCUAGUUUGUGUGUGCCCUUGUUUUUUUCUGAGGCUCAACACUAGAUGGAGCUGCUCACCAUUUGGGUGACACUGGGCAAAUCCUACCUCACUCGUAGUCUCAAUUACUUGCUUGUGAGGAAGGCUUUAGAAACAGCGUACUGUCUUCCACAUUCAGUGUAAAUCUUUUGCAGGUCUCGGUGCCAUGUAAUUACCAACAGAUCAUGGCUCCAGCUAUGGGCUCCUACACUGUUGGAAUGGACUGAAUAACAACUCCUAGAAGUGCAGAUGACUGGUGGCCAGUAAAAUCACUCUUUCAUAAGUGCACUGGUUUAGCAGCCCUGGUUCUGGCUGUGCUUUGUUAGCCCAAGGGUCACUGUCUUAAGCCACUUCAACUCAGCUCCUUUACUUUGGAUGCUGCAGCUCUGAAUCAAUUAAAUCUGCUCUCUGCAGGACCUAAGAGAAGCCAGGAUACUGGGAGUUACUUGAUGGUGAGGAGCACAGACCUAACAGGUGACUCACUGCACUGUCCUGUUUUCUCGAAAAGGGUGAGGAGUUCAGUGAACUUUCUCUGCAGUUUACUCCAGUCUUAGUGAUCUGGUUGAUAGACUUGAGUGGUAGGGAAGCCAUUUCAGCUAAUUGAAUCUUCCUUAGCCAGCUGACUGGCUCCAGUCAGUGGGGAGGAGCUCUGGACAGCCUCAAAAUGGCUGAAAAUCAAAACGUUGUAGAGAAAACAUAUUACAAAUAAACCAGGGGUUUUGCGAACCCAGGGCUUUGGCCUGUUUGUGGCUACCAGUCUCAAGCUAUCCAUCUGUAGUGUUGGGAUCAGUGCUUGCUUGCUACUAUAUAUUCUGCAAUUUUAUGCUGUUUGUCCAAGAUUAUGUUCUGAUGACACUGUCUGUAACUGUAGAGAGGCCUGUCUCGGGGAGAGCUCCCCUGCAGUCAUCUCGGUGCUGAGUGCAGCCAUCAUGGGCCCAGUUGAUCCCGCAUUCCCCUGUGUGAGCCUUGAUGGUAAGUCUCAUGGUUCAAAUACAGCAGCUUCAUUCACUUUGUCUGUUGAAGCCAAGAGAUUUCCACCUUGGUGCUGGACAAUGGAAGUUAGUCUCAGUUGCCUCCAGGCUCCUGCUCUGCAGGGGGAGUGUGUACUUUGCAUUAAUGCAAGAUAAGUCUGCCCUCUCUCUUCAGGGCAAUAAUGUGGAAGUGAUGAUAGCUGCAAAGGUACUAUAAGGGUGGGGCCUGAUUUUAGUGGUGAUGAGUACCUGCAACUCCCAUUGACAUAAAUAGGGCAGUACUUGAUGCUUUUGAAAAGUCAGAACCCAUGGUGUUUACAGGAGUGCCCUGCAUCUCCCUAGUUACACUUCGCUUGUACUAUUUUUAUUUAGCAGUCUUGGAUCUCCUCAUGCAUCCCCGUAGUUCCUAAGGGCCUUGCCUUCAUUGUAAUGGUACUUGAUAAUUCCACUGGAAAUUCUAUGACCCAAACUCUGUCUCCUGUAGUCCUGGUUAAAGACUUGGUGUAAACAAAUUUGGGAACCAUGUUUAAAAGUUAUUCCAACUGAGCCAGUUUCUAAGAUGAUCCAGUGUGGAGGGGGCAAAAGGUGUUAGAAUGUUUAUAAAUCAUAGUGAUGGAGCCUAAAUGUAUUCAGUCCAGUUAGGUCAAAGGUUAAGUGACGCCUCUUUCUUUUUGACCAUGCUACUUUUCCAGCCUAGUUAUUGCAUGAUUUGUCUGAGCAUCGACCCUUCCUAUGAAACAGUACAAUUACUGUUAACAAGCUGUGAUGUGUGAGGGAGAAUGCGCAGCAGGGUAUCCUCCUGUACUUUGGGUGCUUGUUGACGCUUAUGGCCGAAACCUGAAAACCUUCACCGUAUUUGAACUGUGCAUAUAGGUUUACUAGCUGUCUGUAUAACUCUGGAGUGUGUUAGUGUCUUUUGUUUGUUUUUUUUAACAAACUAUAUGGUUAAUUUUUUAAAAAGCUAUAUGUAUGUAAACUCAAUUUUUUUUAAAAAAAGUAUAGUAUUUUCUGUGAGUACUCAUUUAAUUUAUUUUCAACCAACACACGCAAAUUCCUGGGAGAGCCAGGAUUGUGAAUUCUUCAUUAAAGGUCAAUUGCCAACAGCU